UCGGCCGAACUCGGCGGCGCCACGUCUGGCUCGGGGCUGUGCCGUUCCGGCGCUGCUCUCGUCUCUCCCUCAGCCGUCGGUUCCUGUGAGUCCUCGGCGGCGACGGUGGCUGCGACAUGUCGGACUUGGGGGACUGGUUCCGGAGCAUUCCGCUCAUCACCCGCUACUGGUUCGCCGGCUCCAUCGCGGUGCCGCUGAUCGGCAAGCUGGGUCUCGUCAGCCCCGUCUACCUCUUCCUUUGGCCCGACGCUUUCAUCAACCGCUUCCAGAUCUGGCGGCCAAUAACGGCAACUUUCUUCUUCCCAGUGGGACCUGGAACAGGUUUUCUCUACUUGGUGAAUUUGUAUUUCCUGUAUCAAUAUUCAUCACGUUUAGAAACAGGGGCUUUUGAUGGAAGACCUGCAGAUUACAUGUUCAUGCUUCUGUUUAACUGGAUCUGCAUUGUUAUAACUGGCUUGGCAAUGGACAUGCAGUUGCUGAUGAUUCCGCUCAUCAUGUCUGUUCUUUAUGUGUGGGCCCAGCUGAACAGAGACAUGAUUGUAUCGUUUUGGUUUGGAACAAGAUUUAAGGCCUGUUACCUUCCAUGGGUUAUUCUGGGAUUCAACUACAUCAUUGGAGGAUCAGUCAUCAAUGAGCUCAUAGGAAAUCUGGUUGGACACCUGUAUUUCUUCCUAAUGUUUAAAUAUCCAAUGGAUCUGGGAGGAAGGAAUUUUCUGUCCACACCUCAAUUCUUGUACCGCUGGCUGCCAAACAGGAGAGGAGGAGUGUCAGGGUUUGGUAUCCCACCUGCUAGCAUGAGAAGAGCUGCAGAAGAUCAGCAGGGUGGUGGAAGACACAACUGGGGUCAAGGUUUCCGGCUGGGUGACCAGUGAAAAAACUCCUCCUGCCCUUGGGAAACAGCAACUCUUUGGUUUUAUUUGCUUGUAGGAUUGAUCCUUCCUGGUGCAGAGCUUGCUAAAGAACUGAGCUCUCUGUAGUGCUGUGGGAUUUUACUGUUUUGAAACAAUUUUUCUGGUGCAAGAGAAAAUUAAGAAAAAUGUUCAGAAGGGAAAACAUAGAUCUUACUCCAGGCUAGCCAGUAGUGUCAGACUUGAUUCUGCCAUUAAAAAUAAGCUGCCUUUGUACAGUCUUGUCUGUCUGUCACAACAGGCUUCCAUUUUUGCCAUCUUGUUCUGUGCUGUGAUGGAAAAAUAUACUGAUGUUCUGUCUUGCCUGUUAAAAGCUUUGUUGGUCAAGAAUUCAGUGUAUGACAGAUGGAUCAAACUAACCCUAAUGUCUAGGAAGCUGAUUUUUUUUCCAUAGCUGUGCUUAAGUCCUGGGGUCUUUCGAAACAUUAAGUGAUAUUUUUGUGCUGCAUUCAUGAAGUAAAGUGCAAAUGUUUGUUUCCAUUA
Molecule: messenger RNA, 1391 nt
Organism: Tympanuchus pallidicinctus (lesser prairie-chicken)
Lineage: Eukaryota; Metazoa; Chordata; Aves; Galliformes; Phasianidae
Gene: DERL1
Product: derlin 1
Exons: 8
Coding region: 117-872 (251 amino acids)
Biological process (GO): endoplasmic reticulum unfolded protein response
Cellular component (GO): Hrd1p ubiquitin ligase ERAD-L complex; endoplasmic reticulum membrane
Molecular function (GO): ubiquitin-specific protease binding; misfolded protein binding
Source: RefSeq, a predicted model, not a curated record